Neurospora hispaniola is the source of this 2442-nucleotide messenger RNA. RefSeq lists its product as uncharacterized. Lineage: Eukaryota; Fungi; Ascomycota; Sordariomycetes; Sordariales; Sordariaceae. Gene Ontology annotation, molecular function: protein disulfide isomerase activity. Gene Ontology annotation, cellular component: endoplasmic reticulum. The transcript has 3 exons. The record is from RefSeq and is a predicted model, not a curated record. Gene Ontology annotation, biological process: protein folding. The coding region runs from base 1 to 2442 and encodes 813 amino acids.
AUGAGGUGGCUUCCCCUAUUCCUGGGCGCGGCCCGUCUGGCCGUUGCCGCAUCAACGACGACAGAAACAGAAACAGAGGACGAAGUGAAAGAGUACACCAAGUUCAACGAUGUACCGGUACCACCACUCAUCGAACUCACCCCCGACAACUGGGAGAAGGAAUCCAAAGCCAGCAAAUGGCUGAUGGUUAAGCACUACAGCCCUUACUGCCCUCACUGCAUUGACUUUGCUCCUACAUACCAAACAUUAUACGAGUUCUACUACACAUCGAAGCCCGUCGGGGACGAGAACGCGAACUUUACCACCUUCUACGACUUCCGCUUCGGCACCAUCAACUGCGUAGCGUACUACGAUCUCUGCAGCGCACACAAGGCAUCUUCCUACCCAACUACCACCCUCUACAAGAAUGGCGAACAGGUCGCGGCUCUCAAGGGCGUCAAGUCCAUGCCUGUUCUGAGCGAGAUAGUGGAGAAGGCCCUGGAAGCGACCAAGCCCGGAUCGAGACCCGCGAAGCUCGAGCUUCCCAAGCCUGGCGAAAUAGUUGCUCCCGGCUACGUUCCCAAGGUCGCCGCCACCAAGGAUACCAAGGAAACAUCCAAUGUUGAUUCCGCCAAGGAUGUGCCCAAGGUCGAUCUUGUCAAGGACUCUGCCACGGUCGAACAACCUGUUAAAGAUACCUUCAUCACCGGAAAUGACGAGUACUUGAUGCCCACUCCCAAGACCGAGGAUAAGGCCGCGGAAAAGGUUGUGGAUAAGGUUGCGGAUAAGGCGGCGGACAAAGCCACGGAAACCAAGGCGACGGAAACAAAGGCCAUAGAAUCCAAGGCCGCUUCCAAGGCCGACCCUUCUGUUGAGGCCACGGCCAAGAUCGAGAAGGUCAAGGGCAAGGAGGAGGAGGAGAAGAAGAAGUCUACGUCCCCUGCUUACUACGAGGCCCCUGCUGUCGCUGCCGCUGCCGCCGCGUCUAUCAAGGGCAACAAGCCCAAGACUACUCCCAACCCCAAUGGCAUCUCCCAGCCCCUGACUGCCGAGAGCUUCCAGAGCCAGGUCACCAUGACUCAGGAGCCUUGGUUCAUCAAGUUCUAUGCCCCCUGGUGCCAUCACUGCCAAGCCAUGGCCGCCAACUGGGCUCAGGUUGCUCGCGAGAUGAAGGGCCGCCUCAACAUUGGCGAGGUCAACUGCGAGCAGGAGGCCCGUCUCUGCAAGGACGUCCGUGUCACCGGCUACCCCACCAUCCAGUUCUUCCGGGGAGGCGAGCGUGUCGAGUACACUGGUCUCCGUGGUCUCGGUGACUUCCUCGCGUAUGCUGAGAAGGCCAUUGACAUCUCUAAAGGUGUACAGGACGUCGAUGCCGCUUCCUUCAAGGCUCUUGAGGAGAAGGAGGAGGUCAUCUUUGUUUACUUCUACGAUCAUGCCACCACCACCGAGGACUUUCUCGCCCUUGAGCGUCUUCCUCUCAGCCUUAUCGGCCGUGCCAAGCUCGUCAAGACCCGCGACCCCGAACUGUACGAUCGCUUCAAGAUCACCACCUGGCCCCGCCUGCUCGUCUCUCGCGAAGGCCGUCCCACCUACUAUCAGCCCCUCACGCCUAAUGAGAUGCGCGGCACUCGCCAGGUUCUUAACUGGAUGAAGUCCGUUUGGCUGCCUAUUGUUCCCGAGAUGACCGCCUCCAACGCCCGCGAGAUCAUGGAUGGCAAGAUUGUUGUGCUCGGACUCCUUAACAGAGACGACGAAGAGUCCUUCAACGGUGCCAUCCGCGAGAUGAAGUCGGCCGCUAGCGAGUGGAUGGACAAGCAGAUUCAGCUCUUCCAGCUGGAAAGGCAGGAGCUUCGUAACGCCAAACAGCUGCGCAUCGAGGAGGCCGAGGACCGCAACGACCAGCGUGCUUUGCGCAAUGCCAAGAACAUCCGCAUCAACAUGGACAGGGCAGACAGGAAGGAGAUCACCUUUGCUUGGGUUGAUGGCGUUUUCUGGCAGAGAUGGAUCAGGACCACCUACGGUAUUGAUGUCAAGGACACUGGUGACCGGAUCAUCAUCAACGACGAGGAUAACCGUCGCUACUGGGAUCAAACCACCACCGGCAACCCCAUCGUCCCCAGCCGCACGUCCAUCCUCGAGACCAUCACCAAGAUCUCCCAGAACCCCCUCAACAUCAAGCCCAAGCUCACCAUCUCCGCCUUCGAGAAGCUUUUCUUCGACAUUCGCAUGACCUUCUCGGAACAUCCCUAUCUUUCAAUGGGCUGCAUUCUCGGCAUCGCCUUCGGUUGCCUCUCGUGGUUCCGCAACAGUGCUCGCGCCCAGAGGAGGGCCGGUCACGGUACGCACUUCAAGUUGGAGGAGGGCGGCAUUGGUGCUCCCAGCGAGAAGGGUAGCACCGGCGGCUUCAUUCAAAGCGUAUUUGGCGGCAGCGGUGGGAGCAGCAAUGGACCCAAGGCUGAUUGA